Molecule: messenger RNA, 3960 nt
Organism: Gymnogyps californianus (California condor)
Lineage: Eukaryota; Metazoa; Chordata; Aves; Accipitriformes; Cathartidae
Gene: ARHGAP19
Product: Rho GTPase activating protein 19
Exons: 12
Coding region: 1-1473 (490 amino acids)
Biological process (GO): signal transduction; regulation of small GTPase mediated signal transduction
Cellular component (GO): cytoplasm
Molecular function (GO): GTPase activator activity
Source: RefSeq, a predicted model, not a curated record
AUGCCUCUCCAAAAGCUCUCAGCACUCAUUGAUGCCAUCUGCAAUUUUGUCAUUUGCAAUGACUCCUCCCUCCGCAGCCAGCCGAUCAUCUUCAAUCCUGACUUCUUUGUGGAAAAGCUGCGCCAUGAAAAACCAGAGGUGUUCACAGAGCUUGUUGUCAGCAACAUUACCAGGCUCAUUGACUUGCCUGGGGCAGAGCUGGCCCAGCUAAUGGGAGAGGAGGACCCAAAGCUGCCUGGGGCGAACAGCACAGCCUCUGGAUUUUUUCGUUCUCUGAUGUCUCUGAAGCGCAAGGAGAAAGGGGUGGUGUUUGGCUCACCGCUGACGGAAGAAGGCAUUGCACAGGUUUCCCAGCUAAUCGAGUAUCUGCACAAAAAUCUAAGAGCAGAAGGCUUGUUUCGGGUGCCAGGCAACAGCAUCAGGCAACAGAUCCUAAAGGAUGCUCUGAACAGUGGUACAGAUAUUGACCUGGACUCUGGGGAGUUUCAUUCCAACGAUGUGGCCACCCUGCUUAAGAUGUUCCUGGGUGAAUUACCAGAGCCGCUGCUGACACAUAAGCACUUCCAUGCCCACCUCAAAAUUGCGGACUUGACGCUGUUUGAUGAGAAGGGGAAUAAGACCAGCACUCCAGACAAAGAGCGCCAAAUUGAAGCCCUCCAGCUGCUGUUUUUGAUCCUUCCCGCACCCAACCGUAGUCUGCUCAAACUGCUGCUGGACUUGCUCUACCAGACCGCCAAGAAGCAGGACAAGAACAAGAUGUCUGCCCACAAUCUUGCCCUCAUGUUUGCACCCCACAUCCUAUGGCCCAGAAAUGUGACAGCAAAUGACCUUCAGGAGAAUAUCACGAAGCUGAACAAUGGAGUGACUUUCAUGAUCAAACACUCUCAGAAACUCUUCAAGGCCCCAGCGUACAUCCGGGAGUGUGCCAGGCUGCACUAUCUGGGAUCCAGAGCCCACACAUCAAAGGACGACCUGGAUUUGCUGACGUCUCCUGGCUCCAAGGAGCUGCAGCCCCUCAAAUCUCAGAAGCGAAGCCGGCUGGACACUUGCCAUCAGGAGGAGACCCAGCAGCGCACGGAGGAGGCACUGAAGGAGCUCUUCCGCCACGUCCACAAUAUGCCUGACUCUGCAAAGAAGAAGAAGCUUAUCCGGCAGUUUAAUAAGCAUCCUACAGCUCUCACUCCUGGCUCUGAUGUACCCACAUCCCCAGCGCCGCGACGCACCCGCUCGCGCUCCUUCAGCGGUCUCAUUAAGCGGAAGGUUUUGGGAACCCCGGUUAUCCUGCAGAGGAAGAGCAGGGAUGCCACACCGGAGCCUGAGCGAGUCAGCAAAGAGAAUGUCCACCUGUUACAGAAAUGUGGAUCUCCAGCUCACAUGUCUCAAGCAAAGCUGAAAUCUUCGGAGGGCCGGAAAGAGGAAUCCUGUAGACGCAUGCGAGCCCACCUGCUUUCCAAGGAUUCAUCGUCCCUUUGAAUUGCCUCGCACCAACGCAUGGGUGAGGAAUGCCCAGCCUGGCAAGCUGUGAAUAAUGUGCUGCACUGAGAGGGGAGUGCUGCAGGCUCACGGCAACCCUCACCAACAUGGCAGCGCUCUUGAAACUGGACCUUUGCAAAGACUGCAGGGACUUGUUUCUUUCUGUAUAUAAAUUAUAUUUCGUUCUACUAUGGGGCAAACCACUAUCUAACCAAAACUUGUGCAGCAUGUCUGACCUGCUGGCUCUGGGAAGAGCUGGAGUGCUUGCUUACAAGGAGAGCCCUGUGCAUUGCAGGGCCCUGUCUGCACUCCCAGCUUUCUCUGCAAUGUUGCUAGGCUGUAUUUUUUUUUUGCUUUUCUGCCCUGAGUUUAACACAUUGACUUGUUUUUGCUCCCUCCCCUCUGUUAGCAGUGAGAACGAUCCCUCUGUUUCAGCUUGAACUGGAGGCAGCCCUUGCUCACUGCCUUCAUGUUUCCGUGGCACAGCUCUGCCUGGUGAGCAAGGAGUGUCUCUGCUUUGUGUUCGCCCAGGGAGGCUAAGCUGAGCAGGGCAGGAGGCUGGCAAAGGCUGUCUGGGACAGGACAGCCCAGCCUUUGGAAGCUGGGUUGUCUGGACUAGGCAGGGUCUUGUGGCUGUGUGUGCACCAUAGGAACAGCAUGAGCAGCAUGAGAGGUGAGAGAGGCCUCCGGCCAUUUGUGAUCUGCUGCAAACGGUGCCAAAGGCUUUGGCUCAAGAUAUCUGGAUGGCUGGUCAGGCAACUGGCUGAUUAGUCAUUAAACCGGGGAAAAGGGUUGGAGCCGGGUUUAGCUCUUUGGCCUGAGCUGCAGAAAUGAGAUGAACCAUCUAGAUAGGGGAUAAACCCCCAUCACAGCUGGCCAGUGUCAGCUGCCUUGUUAAGCUAAAGUGCUCCAAUAAGCCAAUCUUGCCAAGUACCUGUCUGCAAGCACUCUAGGGUAGGAAACACACAGGGUCACUACUGUGAAAUAAAGAUUUAAUCAGCUGGGGAACCAUCUAAACACUUCUCAGCCCUUCUUGGUGAAGCAAAUAAUCUCUGGAAUCCAAUUAUAAUUGUCUUCUAAUCUUUAAGAACCAGCAGCUGGCAGGAGUUAGAGCUCUGUCCUUGACAGCUUUCUGAGACAACUGGUGGCAGGAGGUGUGAAUAUCAGGAUGUGAGCAGGGAGUUCAGUCUGACUGGCUAGAGCUGUCAAAACAGGGCAUUGGAGCCCUGUGCAGCUUAGCUGGAAUUUGUCACUUUUUUUACUGUGAUUUUUUUUUUUGAGAUACAAAGCUAUGUGCCUCAUGCUGCUCUGUCCAAAGGGAUGUUCAUGGUACUUUAUUGGGGGUGCCUGUCCCCAGUCUGACCCCAAAUUGGAAGAGCUGCCUUGAAAAUGUAGGGGGUAAUAGGACUGUAGAUGUGUGAGUUGGGAGUUGCUGGUGUUAGGAGCCUCUGUCGCAGCAAAGAGCGAGCUCUGGUUCUUCAGGGACCAGGCAGGCGAGGAUGCUGUGAGGAAGGGCAGAGGCUGUUUGCUGUGGUAGUAGUAUGUGCUUUUUGGAUGUGUCUGUAAUCAUUUCCUCCAGAGGCUGAAGCUGUCUAUGUGCUCUUCUCCGAAGGGCACUGUGUGUUUUGCUGACUGCACUUCUACCCUGCCCCUGCAGUCUGCUGUUAGUGGAGACCUGGGGAUCUCGGCUUUGCCUCUGAACAGAGAUGAGGCAGAGCCAAAGGUCGAGCGGCAGCGCAGGGAGAGCUGGGUCUGGUCCUGCUACUUCUGCUCUUACUUGUAUUGGGGGUGGUUGCUGGGUGAAGCAUUUGUUCAUCCUAUCCCUCCUCUCCCCAUUGCCCCUAGCUUACUAGGGCAUAUAUCUCUGUAUGGGUGUCUGCUUGGCAAGGCAAUCCUGUUCCUAAAACUAAAUACACUGCUCCUGUAUAGAUGAGAGAAACAACUCUUCUCUCCACUGCCCUCCCCUUACUGAUCGCUGUAGCUCAGGGACUCUGUCUGACUUCUGGCACAGCUGAGAUUUGCUUAGCUCUAAGAAAAAUUAUCUAUGGGGCAUCAGCCUGUCAUUCUGCAUGUCUCAGAUGCCUUCCCUGCCAAAGGGGCAGGUGCAGUCUCCAGACAGGGCAGUCCCAGGAGGGGUUCGGUGCCCUGGGCUUUAGCCCAUGGUGCUGUGCUCCCGAUGCUGAGGAUGGUGGUGGCUAACGGAUUCAGCCUCUAGGACCCUUGGCUGUUGCAGUCCCAAUGUGUUCACACUGUCUCACAGGCGCAGGGGAGUUUGUCAUGCUUGGAUGUGUCUCAUUUGUCUGCCCUGUGCAAUGACUCACAAGGAUGCUUCCUCCCAGAGCAGCCGCUAACUGUUCCCAGAGUCUAUCGUUUCCAAAGUAUUUUUAAUCUUUGUCCUUAUUUAUAUAUGCUAUGUAUGUACUGUUUCAGACUGUUGCCUUUCUGUGUGUUCAUGUGAAAACCCCAUAUUAAAUGCUUUUAUUUUUA